This is a messenger RNA of Camellia sinensis, 508 nucleotides long. RefSeq names its product ubiquitin-conjugating enzyme E2 4-like. The record is from RefSeq and is a predicted model, not a curated record. Lineage: Eukaryota; Viridiplantae; Streptophyta; Magnoliopsida; Ericales; Theaceae.
CAACAUGUUUCAGUGGCAAGGCAUCAUCAUUGGCCCGUGGAUACCCCUUUGGAAGGUGUUCUCUUUCCCCUUUCCAUCCAUUUUCCCAUUGAUUACCCUUUCAAGCCUCCAACAGUAAAAUUCCUAACCAAGGUUUGUCAUCCAAAUAUAGGUGUAGAUGGCACAAUUCAAAUCAACAUACUAGGAGAUCAAUGGAGUUCUGCACUGACCACAGAGAAAUUGUUACUUUCCAUCUUCUCAAUUCUGCUAGACCCAAUUCUGGAAGACAGUUUAUAUCCAAUGUCGAAUCCAUAUCGGCACAACAUGAAUUGCUACAACAAGAAAGCAAGAGGAUUGACAAAAAAGAUAUUGAGAUGCUGGUCAAGGAUCAAGCUACUCUGUCAUUCAAACUCAAAAGCUAGAGCUGCAAAGCAACCCUGAAAGAAGAUAAUUGAUUUCUUUAGGCUGUGUUUGGAUUUUAGAUUUGAAUAGGAAUUUAUGGAUGGAAAGGAAUAGAGAAUGGAAAAGU